AAGGACUUCCUGUUCAAGACAGAUCAGAUCCAGAAAUUUAAUUUUGGAAAAGUUUUCUAAAGUCCAAAAAAUUCCACAAAGCACCUCCAAUCCCCUUGUUUUCCACUAUGGAUCAGCAAAAGACUAAGGUAUCGACUAUCGAUACUGAGACGGAGCCGUGGACGACCGGAAAAGCCGCGAAGACGACCAGGAAAGAGGCCGAUUCCGGAUUCAGUUCGGCGGAUAGCACCGAUUCUGUGCACCAAGUGACGGGCACUCACUGCCAGCUCCGCCUCCGAUUGGCACAAAAGGAGCCGACGGCAAAGCGCGUCGGCUUCCAUUCCGGCGUUAUCGAUAACGAGCACAUGAAUCGGCGCAAAUCGAAGUGCUGCUGCAUUUAUCGAAAGCCGCAUCCCUUUGGCGAGAGCUCGUCCUCCACGGAUGACGAGUGCGAACACUGUUUUGGCCAUCCCGAAGUAAAAGCCCGCAAUCGUCUGGAAAAGCAGCGGAGAAAAAUGCAACAAUCCUGCUGCUGCUGCUGUUGCUGUUGCUGUUGCUGCGACAAUCAUCGUCAUCAGCAUCAGGACAAUCGGAGUAAUCGGCUGCCUAUCGAAGGAAUCGCAGGGGAAAAGGACAAUAAGCAGGCGGAGGAGGAACAAAAAUCGGUGAUCAAUGAAUCAGGUGGGGGGGAGCUCAACAAAAAGUAGGCUAUUAGUUAUUUGUCGCCGAUUUAUUUCUGUAAAGCUCAAAAUAACAAACCUUUUAUCACUCGAAAUUAAAAUUUAUGUAUUACCAUUACCCGUGAUUAACAGAAAAUAUAACCAAAGAUGGGUUAUCAAUUUUUAAAAAUAUCACAUACUUUGAUUUGCCAUAAAAUUUAUAAA
Molecule: messenger RNA, 863 nt
Organism: Drosophila gunungcola (fruit fly)
Lineage: Eukaryota; Metazoa; Arthropoda; Insecta; Diptera; Drosophilidae
Product: E3 ubiquitin-protein ligase PPP1R11
Exons: 1
Coding region: 108-686 (192 amino acids)
Cellular component (GO): nucleus
Molecular function (GO): protein serine/threonine phosphatase inhibitor activity; protein phosphatase 1 binding
Source: RefSeq, a predicted model, not a curated record